Rosa rugosa (rugosa rose) is the source of this 687-nucleotide messenger RNA. Its product is annotated as disease resistance protein RUN1-like. Bases 1 to 687 code for a protein of 228 amino acids. Gene Ontology annotation, biological process: signal transduction. Lineage: Eukaryota; Viridiplantae; Streptophyta; Magnoliopsida; Rosales; Rosaceae. The record is from RefSeq and is a predicted model, not a curated record. The transcript has 4 exons.
AUGGUUCUCAGUUACUGCCGCUCAUUCCUCCUGGCUGAAGCAAACAAUUUCACUCCUAUCAUAAUCCCAACAUUUUAUUACUUCGUGCAAUCUGAUGUGUUCCCUCCCAUCAGCUUGAGGGGGGGUGUUAAGGGUAAAAAUAGGUACUUAUACGCGCUUGGGUUUUACAUAUAUAAUCUGUACAAGGCUUUCGAUAGAGAGAAAAUCAAGACUUUCUUUGAUGAUCGUACACUCAAGAGAGGAGAAAACAUAUCAGCAGCACUUCUUCGUGGAAUAGAAGUUUCAAAGAUUUAUGUGGUUAUAUGCUCUGAAAACUACGCUUCGUCAAGUUGGUGCUUGGAUGAACUUGUUAAGAUCCUUGAAUGUCAAAAAUCAAAGCAGCAGAUUGUUAUCCUAGUUUUUUACAAAGUGGAUCCUGCACAUGUACGACAUCAAACUGGUAGUUUUGGUCAAGCCCUUGCCGGGUUGAAAUACAACAAGGACAGGGUCCCCAUAUGGAGGGCAGCUCUUACACAAGUAGCAAAUUUGUCUGGAUGGACUUAUGUGGACGGGUAUGAAUCUGAUUUUAUCGAGAAGAUUGUUAGAGAGAUAUUAGAUGUUGUCGGCCUCAACGACCAAAAGACGAAAGAAGAUGAAAGCUGUUGUAGAGAAUUGGAAAAAUUCUUUGUUUUUCCACUCGUAUUCUAG